AUGUGCCACACCAGCUGCUCCACUGGCUGCUCCCCCUCAUGCUGUGGAGGCAGCCCCAGCCAAUCCACCUGCUGCCAGGCUGGUCCCUGCAGCCCCACCUGCUGUGUGUCCAGCCCCUGCCAGUCUGCCUGUUGUGUGCCUGUCUGCUGCAAACCAGCUCUGUGUGUGCCCGUGUGCUGCAAGCCUGUGGCCUGUGGGGUCCCCUCCUGCCAGGUCUCCUGCUGCCAGCCAGCCUCCUGCACCUCCCUGCUCUGUGGACCCUCCUGCCCUACCUCCUGCUGCUGA
This is a messenger RNA of Trichosurus vulpecula (common brushtail), 285 nucleotides long. RefSeq names its product keratin-associated protein 10-12-like. Lineage: Eukaryota; Metazoa; Chordata; Mammalia; Diprotodontia; Phalangeridae. The coding region runs from base 1 to 285 and encodes 94 amino acids. The record is from RefSeq and is a predicted model, not a curated record. The transcript has 2 exons. Gene Ontology annotation, cellular component: keratin filament.